GAGUUACUUGUUAGCGGCCCAGUGCUGAGUUGAUGAACGAUGUUCGCUGUAUUACAAGAUGUUGUCGACGGUUACAAUUACGUCUUUUACGAACUAGCUUGUCCAAUAUCGAGAGACUGGAUCCUAGUUGGAAAACCAUUUCAUUUGAUGUGUAUUAUGAUCCCCUAUUUGUACUUUUGCACGCGACUUGGACCAAGGCUUAUGAAACACCAAGCUCCAUUUAAUGUCACGAAACUGAUGAUGGUACACAAUUUAUUCCAAAUAUUCUUGAGCAUUUAUAUAUUUGAAGAGGCAUUACGAUACAUCCUAUUUCACAAUUUUGAUUUCAACUGUCAAGGCUUGUCCUCAGAUCCUGCUGUGGCAAAAUGGGUCGCUCGUGGAGUGUGGAUAUUUUACAUGGCAAAAUUAUCCGAAUUAUUGGACACUGUUUUCUUUGUCUUAAGAAAAUCGAAUAGACAAAUAUCUUCCCUACAUUUACACCAUCACACUUUGAUGCCAAUCUCUGCGUGGUUCGGUGCAACAUAUUUUCCAGGUGGUCAAGGAAUCUUGGUAGGAUUUUUUAAUGCCAUAGUUCAUACAGUCAUGUACACAUAUUACUUAAUUGCUGGAUUUGGAGAUGAGUACAAAAAGUAUUUGUGGUGGAAAAAAUAUGUUACAAUUUUACAAAUAAUACAAUUUCUUAUCAUUGGGGUUCAUGCAGUCAAAAGCCUCUUCUACUCGUGUGACUAUUUUGUAACAUUUAAGAUACUGACUAUUUUUUACUGUUCCUUCUUCACGUAUACCUUCGGAAAAUUUUACUAUGUGAAUUAUAUUAAAAAAGCAAAAACAGUUAACGGAGUGGAAUCUAGUCCAAAGAAACAAAAUAAAUUAUCAAAUGAUUCUCAAAUAACCAAAAAAUCUAAAUAA
This is a messenger RNA of Melitaea cinxia (Glanville fritillary), 906 nucleotides long. RefSeq names its product elongation of very long chain fatty acids protein AAEL008004-like. Bases 40 to 906 code for a protein of 288 amino acids. Gene Ontology annotation, molecular function: fatty acid elongase activity. Lineage: Eukaryota; Metazoa; Arthropoda; Insecta; Lepidoptera; Nymphalidae. Gene Ontology annotation, cellular component: endoplasmic reticulum membrane. The transcript has 6 exons. Gene Ontology annotation, biological process: sphingolipid biosynthetic process; fatty acid elongation, saturated fatty acid; very long-chain fatty acid biosynthetic process. The record is from RefSeq and is a predicted model, not a curated record.